CAUGAUGAAUUGCAGCAGAGCGGGGUAGGCAUAGCAACGCCGCGUAGCAGGCAACGACGAGAGCGCGGAGGGCUGGAGGAGCGAGAGAGAGAGAGAGAGACAGACCAAUGACGAGAGUGAGAGAAAGCGCUGCAAUUUAAAAAAAAAUGGCUAGUGGAAGUGAUGGCACGGAGACUGGUCUACCUUGUCUGUACUGCUGCAAGUUUCAUCACCUGAUGUCAAGUUACAGCAAACCAAAACUGGUGGAAUUGUUUUAUGAUGUAAUAUCCCCUUACUCAUGGCUAGCAUUUGAGGUGUUCUGUCGGUACAGGAACGUAUGGAAUAUCAAUCUGAAGUUGCGACCUGCCCUUCUGGGUGGAGUCUAUAAAGGUGCCGGUAACAGGAGUCCUGAUGAGGUUCCUAGAAAGUUCCACUACAUGGCAGCAGACCUACUCCGCUUGGGCUCCUACGCCAGAGUUCCACUCAGAGUUCCUGCUCAGCCUGUCAAUGUUUUGAUGGCCAAAGGUUCUCUGGAGGCCAUGCGCUUUGUGACUGCAGUGGCUGAGAAGGAGACAGGUGGAGAUGCCCAGGUGGAGAAGGUCUCCAGGGAGCUGUGGAUGAGAAUCUGGAGUAAUAGCCAAGACAUCACCCAGCUCAGCUCUCUUGCAGAGGUGGGUCUAAAUGCUGGACUAUCUGACAAGAAGGUACAAGAAUUACUGGAAAUGUCUCAGAGUAAGGCAAUCAAGGACAAGGUGUGGACAACUACCCAAGAAGCCCUUGAUUAUGGGGGUUUUGGAUUUCCCCUCACAGUCUGCCAUGUAAACGGAGAGGCCAAAAUCUUCUUUGGGUCAGACAGAUUUGAACUAAUGGCUCACUGUCUCGGUGAGAAGUGGAUGGGACCACAGCCUGUCCACCCGUCAGUAACUCUCAGUCAACAACCAGCCUUUAUGAGAGCAGCCAUGGCCCAUUGAGACUUUCUCUUUGGACAGAGACAUUGAUAUCUUCUUUAAUGAGUUGGAUAUGGGACUAUUGUUUACUUAAGUACAUGCUCCUACUGUGCUAAUUUAGCCCCAGGCUACCACACCCCAACUCAGACCCAGUAGCAGCACUACUACUGUGCUAAUUUAGCCCCAGGCUACCACACCCCAACUCAGACCCAGUAGCAGCACUACUACUGUGCUAAUUUAGCCCCAGGCUACCACACCCCAACUCAGACCCAGUAGCAGCACUACUACUGUGCUAAUUUAGCCCCAGGCUACCACACCCCAACUCAGACCCAGGAGUCAGUAGCCCUUGGUUGUGGAAAUUAAAAAGAAAGUGACUAUUAAAAAUAGUUUGUGGACAUAUUACAGAUAUUUCAGUAUUUAUAUUAAUGUCAAGUCAACUUUAUAUAUAUAAAAUAAAAUAUGUAUUCUUUUCUAAA
Molecule: messenger RNA, 1402 nt
Organism: Alosa sapidissima (American shad)
Lineage: Eukaryota; Metazoa; Chordata; Actinopteri; Clupeiformes; Clupeidae
Product: glutathione S-transferase kappa 1-like
Exons: 8
Coding region: 147-950 (267 amino acids)
Biological process (GO): glutathione metabolic process
Cellular component (GO): peroxisome; mitochondrion
Molecular function (GO): glutathione peroxidase activity; glutathione transferase activity
Source: RefSeq, a predicted model, not a curated record